Pogonomyrmex barbatus (red harvester ant) is the source of this 2292-nucleotide messenger RNA. RefSeq names its product acetyl-coenzyme A transporter 1. Gene Ontology annotation, cellular component: membrane. Gene Ontology annotation, molecular function: acetyl-CoA transmembrane transporter activity. Gene Ontology annotation, biological process: acetyl-CoA transmembrane transport. The record is from RefSeq and is a predicted model, not a curated record. Lineage: Eukaryota; Metazoa; Arthropoda; Insecta; Hymenoptera; Formicidae.
UCUCAUCUGACAUACCUCCGUCUGCGGUCGCACGCACGUGACGUUGACGGAAGGAAAGAAAAACAAAGUACAACUGACGUGUCCUAAUAAGAGGCCAACGUGGCAACGCGACAGUGUUUGGGAUAUUUGGUAUGCAGAUUCUACGACUGCUCCGAAUCAUCGCCGAUCUUGUUGACUUGUGUUCCCCCGGUUAUGUUUCCAUGGUUGUGUGACGUGAGAGGUGAAAAAGAGAACCGUGUUUAACGUCGCGAAUUGUCAGCGUCUGGCGUUUUAUUCGUUCGGCGCAAAAGGUUAUGUGUCCGCGAUGAUCGCGUCGUCAGCGACAACCCGACGUCGGUCAGCGUGACUCGCUUCAUACGACGUCGUCGCCCGAGCGAAUUGGAUCGCCAAAUCGACGCGUCAUUGUCCCCCGAGAUCACGCGUCUCCGCCGCCUCGUCCACGAUAUGCGGUGACGAGCGGGAAAUUCUAACCUAACUACGGCGCCCUUAACGAUCCGGCGAUAACCUUGAAGGAUCUCAUUGUGCGGUGUGUGUGUGUGUGUGUGAACGUGGCGCGAACGCAGAGUGCUCGGUGCGAGUUGUUGAUUCGAUUCGUGGAUGGAUGUCAAUAUGAGGAGGAAACAGGAAAAGGAAGACCGGGUGACGGAGGAUGGCACCGUUGAGUCGGGCAACGUUCAGGAGCCGUCCGAUCUGCGGGGCGACGAGAGGAACAUCGCAAUUCUGUUAUUUCUGUACCUGUUACAGGGUAUCCCGUUGGGAUUGUGUGGAUCGAUCCCCAUGUUAUUACAAAAUAGAGGGGUUUCUUAUCGGCAACAGGCAGAAUUUAGCUUCGUGCAAUGGCCGUUUUCGUUGAAGCUCUUUUGGGCGCCUAUGGUAGAUUCUAUUUUUUCCCAAAAGUUCGGAAGGAGAAAAACUUGGUUGAUACCUACCCAAUACUUGAUGGGCAUGUUUAUGCUCCUUUUAUCGAAUUAUGUGGACCACUGGCUCGGCAAGGAACAUGAAAAACCCAAUAUCGAAAUGUUGACUGUAUUAUUUUUUUCCUUGAACGUACUUGCCGCGACUCAGGAUAUCGUAGUAGACGGAUGGGCGCUAACGAUGCUCAAAAGGUGCAAUGUUGGAUAUGCAUCUACCUGUAACAGUGUCGGCCAAACGGCGGGCUACUUCAUUGGUUACGUCCUGUUUAUUUCACUAGAGUCCGCUGAAUUUUGCAAUAGCUAUUUAAGAUCAACUCCUUCUAAAGAAGGCAUACUAACUCUGCCUGGAUUUUUAUAUUUCUGGGGCUGGACGUUCGUUGUUACGACAACAUUUAUCGCGAUAUUUAAACACGAGGACAGAAUUUCAAAAAGCGAGGAACUAAAUAUGGACAUUAAACAUGCAUAUAAAUUGUUGUGGGAUAUUGUUAAAUUACCAGCUAUAAAAACUACAAUUAUAUUUCUCUUGACUGCAAAGAUUGGAUUCUCAGCGUGCGACGCUGUAACCAGUUUGAAGCUGAUAGAAGGCGGUUUUCCCAAAGAAAAAUUUGCUUUUAUGGCUGUACCCAUGAUACCAUUACAAAUAAUUUUACCAUUAAUAAUCUCGAAGUAUACCGCUGGACCCAGGCCUAUGGAUGUUUAUAUGAAAGCUAUGCCUUAUAGAUUAGCUUUCGGCUUAAUAGCAGCAUUUUUGGUGUGGGUUACACCGUUCAUUGUAAUCAAUGGAUAUGUUCCAGCUUAUUAUUUUGUAGUAUUGAUAGGUCUCUAUUUUAUACAUCAGAUUUCUGCGAGUAGUAUGUUCGUCGCGUCGAUGGCUUUCUUCGCGAAAGUGAGCGAUCCGGCAGUCGGUGGCACUUACAUGACAUUGUUAAAUACUUUAUGCAAUCUCGGUGGAAACUGGCCCGCCACGGCCGCGCUUUGGUUUGUCGAUCCUCUAACGUUUCGGCAAUGCAGUACUGAUUAUACAAACGAUUGUAGCACAAUCACAGAAAGAGAGCUCUGUGCGAAUACCAAGAAUGGUGUUUGCAUUAUGCAGUUUGACGGUUAUUACAUAGAGAGCAUCCUCUGCUUAAUCAUAGGUUUCUCCUGGCUUAGGUGGGGCCGUAGAAAAAUUAAUAUAUUACAGGCGAAACCGAUGUCUGCUUGGAAAAUCGUACUUACCCGUAACAACAGAUAUUUCAUAGAAGUUUUGUAAAACAGACGAAAAUAUGACACGUCCGGCGCAGUUUCUAUUGUAAAUAUAUCUGAAAGUAUUUUACGUAUGCGUAAAGUGAUGUGAAUAUUUAAUGCAGGAUGUUAAUAAAAGUUUUUCAUAUAAAAA